Molecule: messenger RNA, 3078 nt
Organism: Stegastes partitus (bicolor damselfish)
Lineage: Eukaryota; Metazoa; Chordata; Actinopteri; Pomacentridae
Gene: smim14
Product: small integral membrane protein 14
Exons: 5
Coding region: 204-518 (104 amino acids)
Cellular component (GO): endoplasmic reticulum
Source: RefSeq, a predicted model, not a curated record
GUCUUUCCGCGAAGAAUAGCUGCUCGGCUCACGUGUAUUAAACAAAACACAGACGGUGGGUUGACAUGUCUGCAGUUUGAUGGUCUCUGCGGAGAACAGUCGUGCAGCUCGGGCCCGUUGAAGACGGUUACCGUUUUCUGAACAUCGCAAAGCUCAAUUACAGACAGCAUUUUUGUUCCAAAGUGGAUACAGUCUGGUGAGAAAUGGCAGAGGGAGGCUUUGACCCUUGCGAGUGCAUCUGCACUCAGGAGUAUGCUAUGAGGCGCCUCAUCAACCUGCUCAGGCAAUCUCAGUCCUACUGCACAGACACGGAGUGCCCUCAGGAAUUGCCAGGUCCUAGCGGGUCAGUGGGUGGAGGUGACCUGACCCUCCCCAUGUUUCUUAUGGGAUGGAUGGUGGUGGCUCUGGUCCUGUUUCUACUGCGCCCAUCCAGUCUCAGGGGUGCCCGUCCGACAGGAAAACCCACUGGACCCCACAAUAGCGAUAGAAGAGAGCCCCCAGCACCACCGGUUGAUUAGCACUGGAGCCAGACUACCGGCUAUCAUCCACCUGCUCUGACUGCAGCCGCACAGUUAGUUAGUAACUGUGACCAGGACAGCGUCAUCUCCCUGUCAACCUUCAUUCACAUAUCUUUUUCUUUUUUCCUCUUCUAACGCCACUGCAGAUCUGUCUUUGACUCUUGAUACUAGAGCCCAACUGAUGCUGGAGUUAUGAGGCCAGUACAGAUGUGCCAUUGAAUUUAAUAAUAUAGAGGUUGAUAAUCAUUUUCUUACAUAAACACACAAUAUAUAUACCAUCUGCAGUUAUUCGGCUUCCACUUUAGUUUUGGUUACCUUAGCGGCAUUUAUCAAUAGAUAUCACGUGGAAUUUAAUAACGGCAUACAAUUUUAGCAGAAACACACAACUAUUAGCAUAUAUGUUGCAUAUCGGCUAGCAUAUAUGCUAAUACCACGGGCUGUCAGAUAACAUUGGCAAAGUUAAAUAUCAGUUGGGCUCUAUAUGACACUUCACCAAGUCUUAAACCAUGAGGUGUGGCUUUGUUUGGAGUUCGUCCCUGAUCCCAGCUCUGGUGCUGACACAUCUGCAGAAACUCGGACGUGAACUCAAAAUGAAGGAACAUGUCACAUGUUUGGGGGGUAGAAGGAAGGGGAAGCAAAGAAUUCCCUGCUGGGUGGUUAAAUUGUUGUUCCUGUGCUUUCUGAGUAAUGAAUGGUGGCGGGUUCUUCAGUUUUUUUCUGAAACAUUCCACUCUUUCUAGUUUAAAGUUUAAACUCUAAACGGUGCCAGUCAUGAUGUCAUAUCACAUAAGUAGUUAAUGGCAUAUUUAAACCAGCAGAAUGACAGAAUUUAAUACGCUUAUUUGAUUAGCUUACAUUCUGAAUUUCAAUAGGAUUUUAUUUACAGUAAAAUUGUGUUAAUGCAGUGAAAUAGUCCUGUAUGUUUACAUUUAGGCCUCAGUUAAAUCACAUACAUGCCGAAGCCAGCAAAUAGUCAGGUCUGCUAUGUAAACUGGAUUUCCAAGAAUAACGUCUUGGUUACCGUGGUGUGUGUGAUUGAGAUGGCAAUACAUUUGCAAUAAGUUAUUAGUUAAUCUAGAAAGUGUGAGCAAAAUAUUUGAAGCACAGGAAACAGUUAUUCUCCUCAGUCAUAAGAGGUGCAAGUGAGUUUAAAGAAUAUUAAAAGCUCACAGAUUCAUUUCACAAAAUGAAAUGAAUUGCAGGCAUGCAGAUGGAGACAAUAAACUCGGCACGGACAAGAUCAGUUUGUCAUAUUAAGAUGACUGUGUGUACUGUAAUUUUGGUGUGGUUAGAAGAAAUUUCUGUAGACACAAAUGUAAGUAGCCAAAAAUUUAUUUCAUUAGCACUUUUGUUCAUUCCUUUUUGAAGGUCUAAUGUAGUGAUUCAGGUGUCUGAACAAUGACAGCAAUCCAAAGUUUCUGCUUCACAACUUCUAUAUCGUAGCAUGUCAAACUGAUGAGUAGUGAAUGAGUGAAAAUGUGUUUUAACAGUGCCAAUGUGAAUUUGUGGCUCAGAAAUUGAAAGAACGUUUUGUGAAAAACAGCAAUAUGAGGUCAUUUGUAUUUUGUGAUGGAGAAACGAGGAGAGAAUGGUCCGCAAUCAUGUUUAUCUUUCUUACAUGUAUCUUUUUGGGAACAUUAUUCAGUGAUACAGCAGCCAUGUCUACAAUACAGAAACACUGAUUCCAUUUUAGUUACCCACACAUAACAGAAUCAUUCAACCCACAUAUUCCCAGAGCCACUGACUGAACAAUCACAUUGGAUCCUGCAGCUGAGAGAUUCCACUUCACUAUAUAAUGAUAUAACAAAAGUAACAUUUAUCACUAUGUGGUUUACACUACAAGGGUAUGUUCUUGCAGCAUUCCUUGAUUAUUUACUUGGUCCAGAACUUUGCUACGCGAAUGAUUCAUUUAACAUCUAGUUAAUUUUAUAGAAGAUUUAUCAGCAAGAACAAGGUUUUAAAAGAAAUCUGUGACCAGGAAAAUAUGAACGAUGACAAAUUGUGUUUGUUUACCUAACCAACUACACACACGUACAACAGGCUUACAAAGUUACAGAAAGGAAUCCACCCUCUUUUAAAACAAACUGAAGAAAUUGAUAUUAUCUGUGUGUGUCUGUUAUUGGCUGUUAUAUUACAUCACACAGCAGUACUGUUUCUCUAGUGUCAAAUGUGAUCACCUAUAUCGUGCAGUACUGUGUAUGUAUUAGGAAGAGUCUUUCUUUAUCACAGCAAAAGUUUAAAAUCAUGACAUGAUUUGUAACAUCUGUGGGCCAAGUUUAUCUUCAUUUCCAUAUCAGCAAAUGUUCUCUGAACUUUUUGUACUUUCUAGAGUCCUUUGGGUGAUGGCAGGGAAGAGCUAAAAGAAGGAAAGUGUUGUGUAAACCUUACAUGUUGUAUAUAAUGCAGUGGGGAAGCCAUACUAGAUCACUGAGAAGAACAAGUGGACUGUCUGGUAUCACAGGAGACCUCAAUUUACACUGUUACUGUCUAAGAGUAAAAGGGCUUCAACUAUGCACUUUUCCUACAACAAAAGAAAAAAUUAAAAAAGACUUUAGUCUUA